Molecule: messenger RNA, 10326 nt
Organism: Pocillopora meandrina
Lineage: Eukaryota; Metazoa; Cnidaria; Anthozoa; Scleractinia; Pocilloporidae
Source: the annotation of a GenBank genome assembly
AUGGAUCCCCCAGACAGAAUCGAAUUCUUUAGAUUAACGGUUAACUAUCUGGAACAGGGGAACUUAGUUCAAGCGAAAGAAUUAUUACGAAAGAAUCACCAGUAUUUUCAAGACUUGUCGCCUUGUGAGUUGUCAAAACCCACUUUACAGGAGAUAGAGAUAGUAAACAAGGCAGAGAAAAUAUCGAUAGAGAAUGUGGCGUGGAGUCUUCGAACUGGAGUAAUUUUGUUGCCCCAGACGUCUGCUGAGAACAACUUCUUUGUCCGCUUCGUCAAUGUAGUUGGUGCCGUUGCUUUAAUCACGAUUUGUGUUGAUAUAGCUGAGAAAGUAUUUGAGCGGUUAAAAGAGUACAUUGAGAAUGCUGAAGACGAAGAAUCAGUUAUUAGCCUUGGAGUUGCCCUUAACAACUUAGGUUGCGUGUAUAUUUGCAAAGGAAGUUUUCAAAACGCAAAAGUUAGUCUUCAAAGAGCUCUUGCGAUAUUUGAGGUAAUCAAAACAGGAAAAGAGUGUGUCACUGUCAAGGAGAAAAUUGUAACAAUAACAAAUAACUUACGACUGGUGCAUCAGGCUCAGAGGAGCCAUGUGGCUGACAUGCAAUUACAAAACGAUCUCCUUUCUAAUGUAAGCCGCUUUGCCAUACAACCAAGAAUCACUGCAGUUGUUGAUUACAAUAGAGCCCUAGCCACUUUGGAUAACAGAAAUCUUAGAAAAGCUUUGGACGAACUUGAGACUUUAAAAGCAUUUUGCGAAACAAAAUUACACCAGAACAAGGGACUGUUAACCUGCAUUUUGCUAAAAAUCCGUUUAGUUUGUUUGAUGCUUCAAAUCUCUAGUGGGACCACGACAUUUAUUGAUACUAAGAUUUCGACCUUGCAAGGGCUAAAGGAACUUGUUGAUAUUGGUGCAAACUUAUCGUUAGACUUCUCAAUCACAAUUGUGGAGACGAUGGCCGACAUUCACCUUUAUCAAGGUAAUCUUGACCUUGUCUGUAGCUAUUUCUCCUAUCUUGUACCGGUUGUUCGUGAAAGAUGUGGUGCAGAUCACACAACAGUUGCUUCCAUUCUGUCAAAACAAGGACUUAUUUUCCUCCACUUGGAAAACUUCGCACGUUCUAGGCAAUGCUUUACCGAUGCAUUAGAGAUUUUCAACGAAGCUUUUGGUGCUAUUCACCCCGAUGUUCUCAAAUGCAAUGCAGGUCUUGCGAGGCUAGAAUGGCUCGAUGGAUGUGAGGAAAAAUCUUUAACGCACAGUCAGACAGUUCUGGAAAAUGUGGAAAGGAUUUGCCAAGUCUCAUUUGAGUGUCAUUUGAAGCCAAAAUUCAUUGAAUUGUUUUCACAAAGUGGAAGAACACCAUCUUCUCAUGUCGAUUAUGAAGAACGACUAAAACUUGAAACUCUGGUUUCUGAGUUUGGUAUGGAAAUAACAAGGGUUCUCAACCAGCAUCAACCGACUGAUCUCGGGGAUUGUCCACGAACACUGUCAGAAAGUGAUAAUGUUGUGGUUUCUUUCAUCUCCAAGGAAUCAUGUGCAAAGCUGAGCUUUAACUGGUUCAAAUUUGGUCUUUGUUUGUUUAACCUUGGAGUGAAUCAAAGUGUCGCCUUUCUCUUUCUCUCGUGUUCAUAUGCAAGAAUAUUUUACGAUCAUUUUGAUUGCUCUGAAGUCAUUUUACUGAAAGUGAUUUCUGUUGUCUGUCAUCUUAAAUCUAAGACGUGUCAAACCUUUCCGAAAGUUCUAGAGAGAUUAAAGAAUGAAUUCGAACGGCUGAAGAACUUCAUUGAGGACAAAGCGAAGAGAUUUGAUAAACCGGAAAGCAAAGUUAUAUUUUUUGACGAAAAUACAAACUUGAUGAUUGCUCUGACAGUAAUCCUUCAGUCGUUUGUAGAAUUGGAAAUGUAUGAGAUGAUAAGUGAUGUGCAUAGUUUAUUUUCCUUCUUGUCAAACCAACAGUCGCCGCAGGUAACUCACGUAGUUCUCGUUGAAGAGCUUCGGUUUGCGUUUUGUAGUUCAAACAUACAACGUCUUGGCAAACAAGUUAUGCAUCACCUGAUCUUUUCGACGCCUCUUGGGAUGAACAAUCGAAAAAUCAUGGACGAAAACGAUGCAGAUGCUCCCUGCAAAUCGCAAAGUAAGGAGAUUACAAAAUCUUCACAUAAAAAUGACAACUUUGGAGAAAGGAAAUCGAGGCAAAUUUUCAAAACUUUGGCACUCAAAACUGAUAAUGCUCAGUGGAAAGGAUCUUGCAGAUUUCUUGUGGAGUGUCCAAUAUCUCGUGGAGUUGACAUUUCAGCACUAAAUAAAAUAAAUGUGUGGAGUGUGAAUGCAGUAGAAGAAAGUCUGCCUCACUUGAUCUUAUGCAGCCCUCAGAACAUAGAAAUGGUGAUACAAUAUUUCAUAGAAUUGGAACUCCUAGCCUCUGCAGAAAGCACUCUUUCUUCGAUUUCUGGUGAUUUUUCCCUUUUGCCACUCGCGCUAUCGGCAGCUAAGGAUCGUUCAGAAUCUGAAACGCAAUCUCCGGUUCUCGUCAACAGAGAGGCCACUUGUGAAGGAAGCCUAGCAUUUAUCUUCCAAGACAAAGUAAUUGCGAAUUUUCUAUUCGGCAAGCUUUUAAAACAAAUUUUAACCAAUGAAGACGAGCUUGGUGAGGUUGUGAACGUGGCAGUCAAAGACAGCCAGCUCGUGUUGAAAAUCCAAGGUCCACCCAUAGUGCAAAUAGUAAUUCAGUGCCAUGAAGACACCAUCAGAGUGGAAACCCACUUGAUUCACUAUUUUCAAAGCCGUAGAAAAGCUAAGAUUGUCCGAGAAGAAGUUCCACCGUGCAGUUGCUCUUUGAUUGAGAUGGUCAUCGCUGACAAAAUGGAAAAAUGUGCUCGCAGUUUUGGCAUUCAUUUCGAAACAAAAAGUGAUAAUGCCUGGUGUGUUGCGUCACAUCUGUCAGGAAACGCAAGGGAUAUUUCAAUGAGAGUAAGUGUUUUAAAUGUUGUAUUCAUCACUGUAGGCAUGAAACUUGUUUUUCAACCAUGAUGAUGAAUCCUUGUUAUGCUACGAUUCAUCUACUAAAUGUAAAAUCCAGCUUACCAAUAUAACAAAAUCAAAAAUAUGACUAAGUCAGAGGGAGAAUGUUUCUUACCUCUUUUUCAGCUAACUUCAGGGAUUUAUGCAUUACAUUGAAGAAAUCUAAAAUUUGGUUGUCUUUCAAAUUAAAGUACAGCUUCUUUUUGCCUUAAACCCCGUAGCAGGAUCAGAAGUUAACUUUUUGCUAUUGUUAUAGUUUUCGAUUCGUUCUUUUCCUAGGAGCACCAGCCGCUAGAAAUGCAGCUUAAAGCCGAACGUCAAGGCCGUAUUUCUCCUCUCCCAACCUUGCUUUCCAGACAGUCCCUCCUGUCGGAAUCAUCGACUCAAACAGAUUCCUUGAGUAUUCCCUCAACAUGUGAUCUUAGUACUCAAACAGAGCUCAGUGACUCUGAUGAGUCUGAAAAUCUGGCGGAGCCCAUAUCAUCAUCCAGUGAAGUAAGUACAUCAUCAUCAUUACCUCAAACGUCAUCGUCAUCAUCAUCUCCAUCUUCAUCAUCAUCGUCUUCCGGUGAAGAAGGUACAGAUAAGGUCUCCAGAAGGUCAAGGUCAGAGCCGGAAGAGAGAGGUAAAUUAUCAGCGAAUUCCGUCCAUCUAUGUGGUUUAGAAUUUGAGAAACGAGAAAAAGAAGUGCCAAAACGUGCAAAUUCGGAGGAAGAAAGAUCUAGCAUGGCUUAUCUCAGUGUUUCAGAGUUCAACGAUAGUAGCAACAGUGCAGAGGAAGGACAGACAAAUCAACCACCAAUCGUUCCGCCAUCAACCUUGAGGAUUCAAACUGAAGGCAAAUUACGUGAGAGUACAGAAAACCUUGAGAAGUGUAUUCAAACCGAUGAUUUGCUAGGGCGUUCUAUGGAUGAUGAAGUUGAUGGUGCAGUAAAAAAUGCUUCGUGCGGUAGUUCUGCAAUCCAAAACUGUCAUCCUUGUUAUUCCUCAACUGGAUCUGCUGAACUAUCUUUUCAAGGGGAAGGUGGUCUAUCCGACAACCUUCCACGAAUUACUGACCAGGCGGAGCGUCAUGGUGGUGCCGCUGCCUCAACCAGCUGGUGCAAUGAUGUCACGGAUGAAAACCGAAGAAAUAGAGAACAUAAAGUCGAUUCUAAGUCGCUGCAGAUUUCUCAAGGGAGCAAAAACAAGAGUAAAGAGCAUCUAUCAGGAAGAGGUCACAAAAUAACGCCUAGGAAAUUUCUAGGCUUAAAGGGUGGUGGACAAGAUCCAUUUUUCUCAAACAGGAGCCUAGGUUACGAGAAUCUCGUAUCGGUUAUUAACUGGAAUGACAAGGACGCAAGGCCUGAUAGGGUUAGACCACGAGAUGAUAUGCGAAACACUGUCGAUAAAAAAGAAUCAAAUUUCAUUGGUAUAAGGCCUUGCUUUCUUGCUCGCCACACAGAUGACAGUAGCAUUACCACACAUAUCGAUGAAAUGGGGAAUACAGCGGAAAACGCCAAUAGAGAGUCUUCCAACACCUUCUCAAGGCAUCAAGGGUCAUCUCGUUUCACUACUGAGCAAGGCUAUCAAGCCACUUACUCCCUUCAAGCACCAUCGUUUCAUUAUAAAAGUUCAAAGGUAUCUGCUCACGCACAAGGUCCAAACCCUUUCGGCUCCUUCGAUCCCAACCCUGCAGUUGGGGAUCUACCAGCGCAUGCUCGUCCUCUACUUUCUCUUCCCUGCAACGGAUCGGAGCAUCUCCAAACCCUUUCCUGCAAUGACAUGCGAAUGGUAGUGAUACCUCCGCAUGAUUUGAUCGAUGGUGACUCGCCGUUGGCCCAAUCACCCCUUUUACCACAGCAGAGAAAAGUCAAGGAUCAACGUACUGAUCCUGAAGUACAACGGGAGAGAAACUCUGAUUUUAAGGUGAUGAAUGGAAAUGCUGCAUGUUUAUCUAAUACUACUUUAAUUGCACAAGGUCUGAUCUCCGCUCUCCCACAGGCAGCCAUAAACAGAAGUCUAACAUGGGAAACAAGAACACUUGCAGAUCAGGACACUGCGAACCAAGGGCCACUGGGUGUCUUGAAUGAAACUUCGUCUCUCUCAAAUGAUGAUUCCUUAGUUGACCUAGAGCGACGAGUAGCCGAAGCUUGUUCCUUUGUCGAAAAAACCUUGAAAAAAAGGGAAGUAAAAGAAAAGGCAAUGAAGGAAGAAGAACAAAGAAGAAAAGAAGAGCGGGCCAGGAAAGAACAACAAGCACAUGAGAGAAGAGAAAGGGAGGCAAAUGAAACACGACGAACGGAACACAGGAAUGACAGAGAAGAAGUCAGCAACCCGAUGAGUGGUGGAGGAGGAACGCCUACGCAAACCUCCGCUGGUACCGAGGGUCGACAAUGGCUCUGUGAACAUUAUAAGCGACUCUGUCGUGUCAAGUUCCCAUGCUGCGGAAAGUUCUUUCCUUGUCAUCGUUGUCAUAACAAUUCUGGGUGUUCAAAUGAUAAUUCCAAAGCAAGAGAGGCGUGUUAUGUUGAGUGCUCGGUUUGUAGCCAUCAACAAGAGGUAUUUAGACAUAUAAUUUAAUCAAAAUUUCAUAAAUCUGGAAAUGAAGAAGUUAUAUUUAGACUAUAUGGGAUUUGCUCUUAAUACUUUUUUUGUUUUUAAGAUCAACCAGAACGCCCAAACCUGUGCCAGAUGUAAAACAAAGUUCUCGGCAUAUUUCUGUUCUAUGUGUAAACACUUCACGGGCACAGACAAAAAUCCAUAUCACUGCACAAAAUGUGGUAUCUGUCGGUAGGUGAAACGAUAUCCAUGGCGAAAUUGUUCGUUUUUCGUUUGUUGGAUGAUAUUCUUGUUUUACAAAAGAUUAAGGGAGUAAUUGGCCUGCUUCAAUAUCAAGUGUUACCGUAUGAAUGGAAAGAAAACUGUAGCGCUAGCCUAAGCGCGAGAGCAACGCUUAAUAAGAGAGAGACAAGCCCCGAUCGAUACGCAUAUGACUUAACACCGCCGGUGUUUUCUUCUCCGACUUUGCGAAAUCGUAUUCAAAAUAAUUAUCAAAUAUCAGUAUUUGCUUCCUCCUAGGCAUCAGGAUUUCAUUCUGUAGAUCGAAUCGAGUAGAAAUAUAGGGUUUUCACUUUGCGUAAAAAACUUAUUUUCUUUACGAGUCAUGUUAAGUUUUGCUCGAGUAUUUACCUGCGAAGUGAUGUUCCUGUUUUCGUUUCAGCAUCUUCAAAGACCGCUCCUUCCACUGCGAUGUGUGUAACGUCUGUCUGGACAAACGGCUGGAAGGCAGACAUUCUUGUCGAGAAAAUUCAGGACAUGAUGAGUGCUGCAUCUGUUUGGAGGUAGUGACUUACUUUUCGCAUUAACACGGUGUUGCUUCAAAACUUCCAGAGAAGGGGAUUUCUCUGUCUUGUUCGUUACAAAUCGUUUCUUGUUAUGAAAUAGGCUGUUGUUCAUAGUGGUAGUUGGAUGAUAUCAUAAGUUUGUUCUGUUGUCUCACGACAAGGUCACUUGAUGUAGAACGCAACGUUUCGACUGCUUACUGCAAGUCUUCUUCAGUAAGCAGUCGAAAUGUUGCGUUCUACAUCAAGUGACCUUGUCGUGAGACAACAGAACAAACUUAUAACAUCAAAUCGUUUCUUGUUUGUCGUGUCUACCUGUUAAAUGAUUGUCAGUGUUUGCGGAUUUCGUCAUCAGUUCUACUGCAUUAUUAAUAUUUUGUGUUCUCAUAGCGUUGUGAAACAUUAUGUUAUUUGUUGUGUUCUAUCUACAAAUUUAGUUUUGUUUGUCAAUGUUUAUGCUCGGUUAAUAUAAAGCAACUACACGGUUUUCACUGCCGUUAUGUCUGGAUUCCAUUGGAUAAUGUCUCUUCGUAUCAUUUAUACAUUGGAACUUUUUCAAGAGUAUGGAUUUCAAAAAACUGUCUAAAGACAUCCGUGACACUAGUUGCACACAAAAUCGGCCCUGCAAGAGGAAAUAUUGGCCAACAGCUUUUUCCCAUCUGCUUUAAUUAUAGCCUUGUUAUCGACAAUGAAAGUGAAAUCUAGAAAAUGUAAUGUUUGGGAAACAAAUCCAGCAAGAUACUAAGAGAGCACUUGAGAUUUUCUAGCAAGGUUCUGAGUACAAAAGAAAGCGUUUAAUAGAAUUAUUCGAAAACGAAAUGAUUGUAAAAGUUAAACUGAUGGAUAAUACCUGUAAAUACUUUUACUUGAUGGACGUUUGGAACUUUUUUUUUCAGGACGCAUUCAGCGGUUGUCAAAUUCUGCCUUGCUCACACAAGGUUCAUAGAGAGUGUGCCAUUGCAAUGAUACAGAAUGGCGUGUAAGUAUGCUCACAAAGUCGUGAUUUUUUAUAAAUUAACUUACAUAACGAAGAACGCGUUGGUGGUCCCCUCCAUUUGACGGUAUCUGGUUAAAAUUCUGAAUCAGAUUUGUAUGUGGAGUUGUAGCGGAGUGUGUGGGGGUUAGUUGCCUGACUCUGUUCAUCUCUCGACUUCUGGCUGCGUGAACUAAGGGGUGGAAAUAAAUUAUUGUGUCCUGCGUCUUCUUUCUUUUGAAGGAACUUGUCUUUGUUACAAUUGAAACUCUCAUUGGUUUGUGAUAUUAACUUCUAAUUGGCUGUUGUGAUUAGCUGGGUUUUGGUCUAACGACACUCGAGAAAAAUGUUCUCUUUGCGUGCAGCUUUGGAAUAGUUCUGAAUCCACAGCAAUGCUGGGUCGAUUGUGAGCUUUGCAGUCUCUUUUAGUUUUACCCGUGAUUUUACGGUGAUCUUGACUUGAAUAUUCUCGCGUUUAAUUAAAAAAAGGUUUAAGUUGCAUUACUUGAAAUGUUUCCUUUAAAUUUGCAGUCGCAGCUGCCCAAUUUGUCGCCAUCCUCUAUACAGUCAGACAAAUGGCAAUGAGUGAAUGACAACGUCCAUCCCAAGCCCUUCUCUUAUCGCCUCGUUGAUAAAAUAGAGAGGACCUUGUGAAUGGAGUUGGAAGGAUGAUUUUUUUAAUUUCCUUUUGAUAAUUGUUAAGUGCUCAGAUUUUGUAGACUUUUAGCAUAAAUUUUCCAACAGCUUUAGCACCUAGAUUCAAUGGAGUUGUCUGAUCGUCCUGAUAAGAAGGCUCUACCUACUCAGGACUUCUCACGCCCAGAGCCGGGUUGUUCAAGGCUGGGUUUAGAUAACCCAGGGUUAGAGUGAAAUCUGGUUUCAGGUCUAAAGCUGUAAGAGAAAAUUCAGUCUAAUUCUCUUUGUCCAAAAUAUGAUUAUCGGAUGCUCCAAAAGGAAAAGAGAUAAUUAUUCCAAAAAGGCAUUUAAACAAAGAAAUACGGAAACCCGGAUAUAGAUUUAGUCCUGGGUUAGCGCUAAUCGACCUUCGAACAACUAGGCCUAGAUGAUAAGACUACACAAUCAUAUCUUGCUCUGAGUUUAAAUCAUUUACCUUAUUACCUUUUUUCUUUACAUAAGUGUGAAAUUUCAAAUUCGAACAAAUGUAGUAGGUUGAAGUUUGUUAGGUACAGGUGAUAUGUGGGUCUCCAUAAUCAAGCUAUCAAAACGUUAUCGCAAGUUGUCAAAUAUUGAGUUUUUUUUACUAACAACCCAGAAUUUAGAGUGGCAAAAUUAAAGAACUCGUCGAUGCUGAUCUUCUUGUCUAGAACGCCUGGCUUAAGAUUUCCUUAGGCGUAUGUAUCCAGGAUAUUGAGUUGCUUUGGCAACGAACGAUACUCUGGCAAAAAAAAGCAAACAAACACGAAAAAACGGAACUAAUAUCAUCGAUUAUUCUAAACGUAUUGCUGCACAACACAGCAUGUAUUCUAAAAUGAUUCGAUUUAUCUCAGCGGUUCUUUUCUCGCAAAUUUUGGCAACUUCGCGGGUCAUAUUCUAAGAUCUUAAUCUAAGGAAUAGCACAGCGGUUAUUCGCUCAAAACCCAGCUCGUUCUGUUUAGUUUUUUUACAUUUUAUAUUUUGAAUUUCAAAGCCAUUGAUAUUUGAUAAACAGCUUUUUAGGACCAAUGAUUACCGUAACUUUCAAUAAACAGGCUCCUGGACAACCAAAAGACUAAACUUGUAAAAUGGAACGUAAAAUUUUGCAUUUACUUUCACAUAACAGCGUCCAUUGGUUGUUACUAAAUUACACUCCGCUUGAACGGCGAGCACAACUUAUUAAGAUGCUAACUCAUAUCUCCUUAUCCCUGUUGGGCAAAACUAUCUCACUAGUUUCGUUUUCCGAGAAUCACGGGGUAUCUAUGGAUCAAUAUCUUACCUAUAAUGUACAUAUCACUAAAUCAGCUUCUAAUUGCAUGAACAGUUAGUACAGAUAAGUAGAAUUAAACGCCUCUUACACAUGAAAAUACUUUCAUUACUUAUAAAUAGCUUUGUGUUUAGUAAACCAUUUUAUUGUUCCUCAGUUUGGAAACAUCCAAACAUAAUCUACACAAACUGCAGUUGUUACACAACUUUGCUGCCAGAGUUGUAUUAGGUGUAAGGAAGUUCGACCAUAUCUCUCAGGGACAGAGAUCUCUUACAUGGUUGGAUGUUACGGAGAAGGUUUUAUUUAACGGCUUACUUUUAGCAUUCAAAUGUGUAAAUGGCUUAGCUGCAGAUUAUUUAGGCAGAUAUUUUGUUAAACGUUCAGCAUUUCACAACAAGAACACGAGGGGAUGUAACAGUUUUGUAGUCCCCCGAUGUAGAUUGUCCAUAGGACAAAGGACAUUUUACUUUUGGUGUCCAAGGGAAUGGAAUAGGCUAGCCGACAAUAGUAAGAACACUAAAAAAAUUAAUAGUUUUAAGCAGAUACUUUUCAAUAAUAUGUUUCAUGACAAAUAAUUUUGGAUAUAUUUUGAAUAAUUUUGAAUAUAUUUUGAUUUUAAUUAAGUUCCUGUAAAUAAGUUUUCUUAAUUACCAGUUUUAUGUAGUAGUUAAUUACCAUUAUUAUGUAACAGUUGACAUCGAGACUGAAAAGCCCUGUUGAAGGGAGUCUCAAUGAAGUAUGUAUGUAUAUAUGAAACACUACGUAAAUACGUCGCCUAUUGUGGGUUGGGUGCUGAAGCCAAUCAUUAUAUACAGCGCAAAAUUAUUAAUGAUUCAGAGAAUAAGCUGCAUGCUUUUAUUAAGUUUCUUGUUCAUUAUUUCGUUUAAAGAGCUGUAAUUUCAAAUACAUUUGCGAGUGCGACCGUAUUUUUGAAGUGAACCUUUCAGUCACGUGAUCGUUAUAAAUUAGAACUAGUAUUGUGGACUAGUAUUUCAGGUUUUUGAUCAGUAUAACGACGUUUAGAGGAACAGUCAAGAUGUCAUGCAUGUGGGACCAUAAAUGUGGGACCUCUGAAUUUAUUUCUCAAUCAUUCGAAG